Molecule: messenger RNA, 1792 nt
Organism: Perca fluviatilis (European perch)
Lineage: Eukaryota; Metazoa; Chordata; Actinopteri; Perciformes; Percidae
Gene: asf1bb
Product: anti-silencing function 1Bb histone chaperone
Exons: 4
Coding region: 228-827 (199 amino acids)
Biological process (GO): DNA replication-dependent chromatin assembly
Cellular component (GO): nucleus
Molecular function (GO): histone binding
Source: RefSeq, a predicted model, not a curated record
GAAGAAGAAGAAAGUGACAUACUUCCUUUAGCCCAGUCGCUGUCCGGUCAUGUUGGUGUUCUCGGAGGAGAAAAAAAAUCAAACUUUAACGGACAUUCUUGAAGACAGGCAACAUCAAAGCGUGUGAGGCAACCCGCGAACACAGUGACUCGUUAAACUUUGUUCUCAACUUUUAUUCAGCUAACGUUAUAUAGUUUUCCUGUCGAGGUGCCUCAGAAGAUAACGCUAUGGCCAAGGUACAAGUCUUAAAUGUUGCUGUUCUGGACAACCCGAGCCCAUUUGGAAAUCCAUUUCAGUUCGAAAUAACGUUUGAAUGCAUGGAGGAUUUACCGGAAGAUCUGGAGUGGAAGAUCAUCUAUGUGGGAUCGGCUGAGAGCGAGGAAUACGACCAGGUUUUGGACUCUGUUCUAGUUGGCCCGGUACCGGCUGGCAGACACAUGUUUGUGUUUCAGGCUGAUGCUCCUAACACAGGGCUGAUUCCAGAGAGCGACGCUGUAGGAGUGACUGUAGUCCUUAUAACCUGCACUUACCGUGGACAGGAGUUUAUUCGUAUCGGUUACUAUGUCAACAAUGAAUACACAGACCCUGAACUACGGGAAAACCCACCUCUCAAACCAGACUACACUCAGCUUCUGCGGAAUAUCUUGGCCUCCAACCCCCGUGUCACCCGCUUUCAUAUCAACUGGGAGGGCUCGGCAGACAAGAUGGAGGACAGCGAGAACGUUGACCCGUCCCCCAACAUUAGUGGCAUGCUCCCUCCCUCCUGUUUACCAGGAAAGAUGCCACCUCUUGGACUGAUGCCGGACAACUCCAUGGACUGCAUUUAAGAAUCCUCAGACUAGGAUAAUGGACGAAAUGGUCUUCUUAACUGUACACUCACCCACAUCGCAAACGUAACAUGGACAUUAAAAGGAAGCAGGGAUAUGGCAGCAGGGACACUUUUUUUUUUUUUUUUUUAUACAACAUACACAAAUGGGAUGGAUCUGGAAUUGUUACGAACUGUUUUUGUCUCUUGUGCACUCUUUCAACACAGACCUGCACAACCAACAUUGCCUUAUUUUACCGUAUCCCCUGAGCCAGAGUAAGGUUGAGUCAUAAGGGGGGGGGGGGAGAUGUUAAAAUCGCCAUAUCCUCACAGCCCUGAUACUUGGAAGUCAUGCUCAUACACUGACGUUGACCUGUUUGUUACCCAUACCCGUACUGUGCUGUUCAUUUUGUCCUUUUGAGCACAGAUCAAAGCAACGUGCAGUGCUCUGUAUGUCCGAAUAGAUGUAGCACUAGCUGCCCGUAAAAAAGCAUUUUGUUGUUCUGAAGGUUUGUCUCAUCUGAGGUAAGUUUGUAGCAUCUGGAGUACCUGUGGAAAUAAUCUUGGGCUUGAAAAAUGGGCUGCCUCCAGUUGCCUGUUGCCAGAAGUAGCUUUAAUUACUAUUAUCUGGUUAGCUUGUGCAGCAUACAACCUUCUGUUUGCAAGUUUUACCCUUAAGUUAUCCAGAUAACUCCCUAAACCCACCUCUUCAAACAGGCCCCAGUGCAGGUAAUGUUCUUUAAAAUGUUACUUAAAAUGUCUGUCUGUAAUUAUGCACAAAACAUGUAAGUAAAGGAGACAAAUGAGAAAAGGAUGCCCUAUUGCAGUCAAAUUGUUGGUGGUUUAGGCUUAUUGUAAAUAAUGUUUUCCCAGCGCUUAUUUUGUCUUCAAGAUGAGAAGGCAUAUUUCCUUUUUGUACUUACUAUAUAUUCUCUGUCUCAGUAUUUGUAACAACAGUAUUGGGGUUAAUAAAGUUUGUUUUGUGGA